AUGCAUCAUCACAUCCCGUAUACAGUAGUCACCUUCCUCCUCGGACCAGGAGAAGAGCCGAUCCUCGUACACGAAGCUGCCAUCGCGUCAUUGUCCCCCACUCUGGUAACUUUACUUCGAGGUCAAAUGAAGGAGAGCCUUGAAGCCAAAGUCGUAUGGAAAGAUGUCAGCAAAGAGACAUUCCAAGCUUUUGCACAGUUUGCAUACACCGGAGAUUACUCCGUACCGCCUCUGAUGUUACAAGAAGAGCUGACCAGCGUGGUCGCAUCCGAUGAGGCUCGGAUGGACAGUGAAGCCCCUGCUGAUGUGGGUUGGUCGUUCGGGUACGGGCAAAAGCCUCAUGAGGCUCAAGCUGCAAGCAUGGUCUCUUUCCGAUCCAGAAACUACGCGGUGGCUGAACCCCGCUCCAGGUUCGCGGCUAGCUGCAACGCUACAGUCCUUCUGGGGCGCCCAGAUAACGUCCUCGAAGUGCUUUUGUUACACGCUGCACUUUACGUACUUGCAGAAAAGUACGGCGUCGACUCCUUGCAAAGCUUGAGCUUACUCAAGCUUCACAAAUCGCUAACGUUGUUUGAACUGUCCAAGAGGAGGGCACCCGAUAUGGUGAAGCUCCUGCGCUACGUGUACUCUGAUGAAAAUACCUUGGAUCAACAUCCACUCAUCGAUAACCUUCGACGCAUGAUGUGUGAAUACGUUAGUGAUAAGGCACAAAUUUUUAGGGAUGACGCAUCAUACUUGGAACUCAUGUACGACGGGGGUGCCUUUGCUCGUGAUAUUUUCAGGCAUCUAGUCGUAUCCCCUUCGAGGGUAGGACUCGAGCAAACAUAG
Messenger RNA from Cyphellophora europaea CBS 101466, 828 nucleotides. RefSeq lists its product as uncharacterized. Lineage: Eukaryota; Fungi; Ascomycota; Eurotiomycetes; Chaetothyriales; Cyphellophoraceae. The transcript has 2 exons. Gene Ontology annotation, molecular function: protein binding. The record is from RefSeq and is a predicted model, not a curated record. The coding region runs from base 1 to 828 and encodes 275 amino acids.